Messenger RNA from Trichomycterus rosablanca, 955 nucleotides. Its product is annotated as complement C1q-like protein 4. The record is from RefSeq and is a predicted model, not a curated record. The transcript is spliced from 5 exons. Lineage: Eukaryota; Metazoa; Chordata; Actinopteri; Siluriformes; Trichomycteridae. Bases 128 to 850 code for a protein of 240 amino acids. Gene Ontology annotation, molecular function: protein binding.
UCGCUGUACUGGUUUGCUCUCAUUUCCAGUACCUGCACUGGAACUGGAUCCACGAUUUCAGUGAUUUCUAUCUAAAGAUCAACAAUUCAGUCCGUCAGAAGCUGUACAGAGACGAGAACGUUACAAGAUGGAGAGAACUUCCAUCAUUACGGUUUUUGUUCUGGUGUUCGUGAAGAUCAGCCUCCAGCAAGUCUCGUUGACUCCGGAUCCCUCUGCGGACGUGAAGCAGGUUCGAGAUCUGGUGUAUCAGCACGGCGCCGCUCUGGCUGAGCUCAAGGUGAAGCUCGACUACAUGGAGAAAAAAACCGCAGCGCUGGAGACCAGACUGGUGGAUAAAGAGACCGAGCUGGACAGUCUGAGGAAACAGAACGGAGCUCAAGGGAGCGAGCUGUCGAUCAUGAAGACGGAGCUGGAGAGUCUGAAGAUGAUGAACGCAGGUCAACCGAAGGUGGCGUUCAGCGCCGGAUUGGCAGCAGGACAGAAAGGUCCGUUCAACACCGAAACCAAUCUGAUCUACAGCAAAGUCAUCAGCAACAUCGGAGGAGCCUACAACUCACACACGGGUGUGUUUACAGCUCCAGUUAAAGGCGUGUACUACAUCCGCUUCACGGCCGCCGCCUACAACAGCAACAGCCACAACAUGGGGGUCAAUCUGUAUAAAAACGGCCAGCACCUGAUGCACCUGGGCGAGUACGACAGCGACGGGAAAGCCAGACACGUGUCCGGCGCCCUGGUCCUGGAACUGGACACCUCGGACGUGGUUUACAUCCGUCUCCUUACAAACUACGCUCUGUAUGAGGAUUUGCUGCUCAGAAACACCUUCAGCGGCUUCCUCGUCUUCCCCAGCUGAAAAAAUAACUUAUUAACUUGAGUGAUUUUCCCUACAAGUCAUCAAUACUACUUAGAAUGUUUAUUUAACAUAAUUACAUCCAAUAAACACGUACAGUUUCUAAAA